AUGUCAGUUUUCAACACCAGCGGUAACAGUCUCCCAGCCACUUUCUUCCUCACAGGGAUCCCAGGACUGGAGUCUGUGCACUUCUGGAUUGCCAUCCCUUUCUGUGCCAUGUAUCUGAUAGCACUGGCUGGAAAUGCUGCCCUCAUCCUGGUCAUUGCCUUUGACACUGCACUUCAUGCACCCAUGUACCUCUUCCUUUGCCUCCUCUCACUCACUGACCUGGCUCUCAGCUCUACCACCGUGCCCAAGAUGCUGGCCAUUCUGUGGCUCCAUGCCGGUGAGAUAUCCUUUGGUGGAUGCCUGGCCCAGAUGUUUUGUGUCCAUUCUAUCUAUGCCCUUGAGUCCUCCGUUCUUCUUGCCAUGGCCUUUGAUAGAUAUGUGGCUAUCUGUAACCCACUGAGAUACACCACCAUUCUCAACCAUACUGUCAUAGGCAGAAUUGGCCUUGCUGGAGUAUUCCGCAGUGUGGCUAUUGUCUCCCCCUUCAUCUUUUUGCUGAGGCGACUGCCCUACUGUAGACACCAUAUCAUGGCACACACAUACUGUGAGCACAUGGGCAUCGCUCGACUAGCCUGUGCCAAUAUCACCGUCAAUAUUGUGUAUGGUCUGACUGUGGCUCUACUGGCCAUGGGUCUGGAUUCCAUCCUCAUUGCCAUCUCCUAUGGCUUUAUACUCCGUGCUGUUUUUCGUCUUCCAUCCCGUGAUGCCCAGCACAAAGCUCUGAGUACCUGUGGAUCCCACCUCAGUGUCAUCCUGGUUUUCUACAUUCCUGCCUUCUUCUCCUUUCUCACCCACCGCUUCGGUCACCACAGAGUCCCCAAGCAUGUGCACAUCUUUCUGGCCAAUCUCUAUGUGCUGGUACCUCCUGUUCUUAAUCCCAUUAUCUAUGGAGCUAGAACAAAAGAGAUUCGGAGUCGGCUUCUAAGACUGUUUCAUCUGAGAAAAACUUCAAUAUAA
Messenger RNA from Tupaia belangeri chinensis (Chinese tree shrew), 957 nucleotides. It is a transcript of the gene OR52D1, whose product is annotated as olfactory receptor family 52 subfamily D member 1. Gene Ontology annotation, biological process: G protein-coupled receptor signaling pathway. Gene Ontology annotation, cellular component: plasma membrane. The transcript has a single exon. The record is from RefSeq and is a predicted model, not a curated record. Bases 1 to 957 code for a protein of 318 amino acids. Gene Ontology annotation, molecular function: olfactory receptor activity; G protein-coupled receptor activity. Lineage: Eukaryota; Metazoa; Chordata; Mammalia; Scandentia; Tupaiidae.